Messenger RNA from Mytilus californianus (California mussel), 1118 nucleotides. RefSeq names its product G patch domain-containing protein 11-like. The coding region runs from base 85 to 924 and encodes 279 amino acids. Gene Ontology annotation, cellular component: kinetochore. Gene Ontology annotation, molecular function: nucleic acid binding. The record is from RefSeq and is a predicted model, not a curated record. The transcript is spliced from 6 exons. Lineage: Eukaryota; Metazoa; Mollusca; Bivalvia; Mytilida; Mytilidae.
CUUCAGUACAUCCGGUUUAUUUUGGACUAUCAAAAAAAAAAAGAAAUGUGAUUUUUCCUGUAAUGCCAUUGACCCUGAACGGAAAUGUCUGCUAACUUAGACGAUGAAGAAGAUGAUUAUAUGUCUGAUGCCAUCCUAACAAAAUGUACAGAAACCAGACCAGGCCUUGUAUCAGCCAACAUUGCAAGAAUUCAUAAAGUAGAGAAGAAAAUUAAAGAAUCUAAUGUUAAGAAUAUUGUAAAACCAAAGUCUGUAGUAGAGCACGAGAAAAGAGAAGAGGGUUUACAAGCAGCCAUCAAAAGUGACAAUAAAGGAUUUGCUUUACUAGCAAAGAUGGGAUAUAAACCAGGAAUGGGGAUUGGUAAACAGGGUGAAGGAAGAAAAGAACCUGUUGGUAUAUAUGUUAAAACAGGUAGAGGUGGUUUAGGUGCUGAAGCAGACAGAAAAAGGCGAAAAGAGCAGUGGACUACAAUGAGAGCCAGUCGUCUUAUCAAAAGACAGAAAAUGGAAUCCAAUUUGAAAAGAGAUUUUCAACAGAGAAUGAGUAGUAAAUUCACUGAUGGUAAAGCAGAGAGAGAUAUGAUAAAAAGUCAGAAAGUUUGUGAACAACUAGAUUCAGAAAUGGGUACAACAAUUCCAGAUGAAUGGUACUUCUGGCCUAAAUCAAUGUUGCCAAAAAAGAAAAAGAAAAAUGAAACAGAGACAGGGUUAUCAUUUGAGGUAGUAGAGGAAGAAGAGGAUGAUGAUGAAGAUGAAGAAGAAGAAGAGGAAGACUUUUUAACAAAUCAAGAGAAACUUGAAGCACUUACAGCCUACCUUAGAACAAUACAUCUCUACUGCAUAUGGUGUGGCACCAAAUUUGAAGAUGAAGAUGAUCUGUUAACAAAUUGCCCUGGUGACACAGCUGAUGCUCAUGAUGAAUAGUUAUAGUACAUAUCAAAGUAUGGGUACUUAUCCAAAGGUCUUUGUGUAUUAAGGAUACCACUUGGUUGGAGGCCAAUGCGUUGGAAUGUGUCAGAUAUUAUAGACAAGGCAUUAUGAAUCGAGUUUAUGUGAAUUUUAAAAGACAGGACACUUCUGUGAUAAUAAUCUUUUAUAAAUAAAUGCUAUUAAAAAUA